AUGGAGCAACAGUCCAAUAAGGCUCAUAGAGGAGCCACCAAGAAGACAGGAGCCAAAAAGAAACUACAUCAAAAUGGUCAAAAUAAAAAGGCAUUUGCAGUAGCAGCACCACGAAAAUUGGAAAGAAUGGCAAGAAGAUCACAUGAUGUUAAUGAACGUAAAUUACACGUGCCCAUGGUUGACCGUACCCCUGAUGAUGAUCCACCACCAGUCAUAGUUGCCGUUGUUGGACCACCAGGUACUGGGAAAUCAACCUUGAUUAAAUCAUUAAUUAGACGAUUGACAAAGACAACAUUGACUGAAAUUAAAGGGCCCAUAACUGUGGUUAGUGGAAAAAGAAGACGAUUGACUUUUAUUGAAGUGAAUAAUGAUUUGAACUCAAUGAUUGACGUGGCCAAGAUUGCCGAUUUAGUACUUCUUUUAAUCGAUGGAAACUAUGGAUUGGAAAUGGAAACAAUGGAGUUUUUAAACAUUGCUCAACAUCAUGGUAUGCCUAGAGUAUUAGGAGUAGCUACUCAUUUAGAUCUUUUCAAAUCACAAUCAACUUUAAGAACAUCGAAAAAGAGAUUGAAACAUAGAUUUUGGACUGAAGUUUAUCAGGGUGCUAAAUUAUUUUACCUCUCAGGUGUCAUUAAUGGUCGUUAUCCUGAUCGAGAAAUUCUCAACUUGAGUAGGUUUAUAUCGGUUAUGAAGUUUAGACCUUUGAAAUGGAGAAAUGAACACCCUUACUUGUUGGGUGAUCGAAUCACUGAUCUAACUCAUCCGCAAUUGAUUGCUGAAAAUCCUAAAUGUGAUCGAAAAGUGGCCAUUUACGGGUACCUUCAUGGUACUCCAUUACCUUAUCAAGAUGCUAAUAUCCACAUUGCUGGUGUUGGUGAUUAUACAGUAUCAUCAGUGGAGAAAUUACCUGAUCCUUGUCCCACGCCAUAUUUCGAACAACGUUUGGAAGAAUUAGAAAGGGAAAGAAUUAAGGCUGCUGCUGAACUGGGCGAACCUUUAGCUAAGACGACAAGAAGAAGAAAAAGAUUGGAAGAUAAACAAAAGAUCAUAUACGCACCAAUGUCUGAUGUUGGUGGAGUUCUUGUUGAUAAAGAUGCUGUUUAUAUAGAUGUUGGUGAUAAGGAAAGUUUUAAUGCUAAUAAUGAAGAUGGUGAAAUCAAGGGAGAAGGUGAAACUAUGGUUACUAAUUUACAAGAUGUUGCUAAAACCAUGGCAGAACGAUUUGAAGAAGGUCCAGGUUUACAAUUGUUUUCAAAUUCAAGUGCAUUGAGAAACGAAGUAUCGCAUGGUAGUGAUGAGAGCGAAGAAGAACACGGGCUUUUAUCUGAUGUCGAUGAUGAUGAUAAUGAAGAGACUAUUGUUGAUACUGGUAGAACAUCAAUGAGGAAAGCUAGAGUUUAUGGAAAAUCAGUUUCAGAAGAUGACGAAUUUGACGAUGUUGAAUCUGACGAAGAAGGUGAAGACGAUUUUGAAGAUGAUGAAAGAGAGCCUAGAUUGGUUGAGGUUGAGUUUGAUGCUAACAAGUAUAAUGACAAGGAAUUGGAAUACGUUGAAGAUUCAGCACUUUCUUCAGACGAAGAUGACAGUUCGUACAAAGCUGCAGCUUCCAGAUUGAAAGGAUCUAGCAAGAGAAAAUGGGAUAUCAACAAAUUGAUCUACAUGACAAAUAUAGACCCUGCCGAUGCCAUCAAAAGAUGGAUGGGUGAAGUUGAUGAUGACGAUGAGGAAGAAGAGGAUAUUGAGCAAGAUGAUGGAGAUUUUUUCAAGAAGAAGGAUGUAAAGGAACUGAGUGAGGAUUUGGAUAGCUUAAGGCCCAAAUUUCCACCAGUCGAGGAAUUGAGAAAAAAAUUCUCAGCAAAUAAUGAAGAUGAUAGUGAUGAGGAGUAUGAGAAUGGGUAUACUAUUUUGAAAAAGAGAUUAUUGACUGCACCAAAAUUGAACGAUGAUGAAAAUGAAAAUGGCGAAGCAGAUGAAGCAGGUGAAGGCGACGAAGAUGAAGAAUUAUAUGGAGAUUUUGAAGACUUGGAAGAUGAAGAAGGUGGUCAAAAGUCGUUAAAUGGAAAAGCGGCUGCUGGAAGUGACGACGAUGAUGACGAAGGUGAUGAAGGUGACGAUUUUGCUGACUUUGACGCCGAGGAACAAGCCGAAGGAGAAGAAGACGCACUUGAACAAGAUGAGAACCUUACAGUUGAUCAAAAACGUCAAUUAAACGCCGCCAAAAAGGCCAAAUUGAAAACUCAAUUUGAAGAAGAAGAAGAUCGUGAAUUUGGCGCAGAUGACCCUGAAGGUGACACUGAAGCUGAAACCUGGUAUGAAUUUCAAAAAAAUAAAAUGGCCAAGCAAUUGGAAAUUAACAAGGCUCAAUAUGAAGAAAUGGAUCAGCAACAACGAAUCAAAAUCGAAGGGUAUCGUGCUGGAUCAUAUGUCAAGAUUGUUUUCAAUUCAUUGCCUUGUGAAUUUGUUGAAAAUUUCACUCCUGAAUAUCCAUUGAUUCUUGGUGGAUUAUUGGCUACUGAAAUGAGAUUCGGUAUUAUGAAUUCAAGAAUCAGAAGACAUAGAUGGCACAAGAAGAUUUUGAAAUCUCAGGAUCCGUUAAUUUUAUCAUUGGGGUGGCGUCGAUUUCAAACAUUACCCAUAUACACCACAUCUGAUUCAAGAACAAGAAACAGAAUGUUGAAAUACACUCCUGAGCAUGCUUAUUGCUUUGCAUCAUUCUAUGGUCCAUUAGUUGCUCCAAACACUACAUUUGUAGGGUUCAAUAUUGUUGAUAAUAAAUCAACCACUGGGUCUUUUAGAGUAGCUGCAACUGGUAUCGUUGAAGACGUAAAUUCGUCAGUUGAAAUUGUCAAGAAAUUGAAAUUGGUUGGUCAUCCAUAUAAGAUUUAUCGAAAUACUGCAUUUAUCAAGGAUAUGUUUUCCAAUGCUUUAGAAGUUGCUAAAUUUGAAGGAGCUCAAAUUAGAACGGUUAGUGGAAUUCGAGGAGAAAUCAAACGAGCAUUAUCUAAACCGGAUGGAUAUUUCCGAGCUACUUUUGAAGACAAGAUCUUGAUGUCGGAUACCAUUUUUCUCAAGACUUGGUACCCCAUCAAAAUCAAGAAAUUUUACAACCCCGUUACAUCAUUGCUAUUGAGCCAUCAUUCCGAAUGGAAAGGUAUGAGAUUAACGGGACAAGUACGUGCUGAAAACAACAUUGCUACUCCGUUACAAGAUGAUUCUCAAUACAAGAAAAUUGAACGAGUUGAAAGAAGAUUUAAUCCAUUGAGAGUACCAAAAUCGAUUCAAGCUGAUUUACCAUUCAAGUCUCAAAUUCAUCAAAUGAAACCACAAAAGAAACAAAGUUAUAUGAACAAGAGGGCAGUGGUAUUGGGUGGCGAAGAAAAGAAGGCUCGUGAUUUGAUGCAAAAGAUUGCUACUAUUCGUAAAGAAAAGGAUGUUAAACGAAAGACCAAAAAGGAUGAAAAGUUUAAGGAGAAGUUGAAGAAGAUUGUCAAGAAUGAAGAGUUGAGAAAAGAGAAGGAAAAAGAGCGAAAGAAGGAAUAUUUUGCCAAGGAAGGUAAAAAGAGAAGACUCGGUGAUGAAAACAACGGAGGUGGAGGUAAAAAAAGAAGAUAA
This is a messenger RNA of Lodderomyces orthopsilosis Co 90-125, 3612 nucleotides long. RefSeq names its product GTPase (gene BMS1). The coding region runs from base 1 to 3612 and encodes 1203 amino acids. The record is from RefSeq and is a predicted model, not a curated record. NCBI's taxonomy places the organism in Eukaryota, Fungi, Ascomycota, Pichiomycetes, Serinales, Debaryomycetaceae. Gene Ontology annotation, molecular function: GTPase activity; GTP binding; ATP binding. Gene Ontology annotation, biological process: maturation of SSU-rRNA from tricistronic rRNA transcript (SSU-rRNA, 5.8S rRNA, LSU-rRNA); endonucleolytic cleavage of tricistronic rRNA transcript (SSU-rRNA, 5.8S rRNA, LSU-rRNA); ribosome biogenesis. Gene Ontology annotation, cellular component: 90S preribosome; nucleus. The transcript has a single exon.